Messenger RNA from Branchiostoma belcheri (Belcher's lancelet), 8946 nucleotides. RefSeq lists its product as uncharacterized. Gene Ontology annotation, molecular function: G protein-coupled receptor activity; calcium ion binding; protein binding. The transcript is spliced from 49 exons. The record is from RefSeq and is a predicted model, not a curated record. Bases 1 to 8946 code for a protein of 2981 amino acids. Gene Ontology annotation, cellular component: membrane. NCBI's taxonomy places the organism in Eukaryota, Metazoa, Chordata, Leptocardii, Amphioxiformes, Branchiostomatidae.
AUGAACGGCGACAGCGUCCUCACUUUCACGUGUAACACAGGGUACAACCUGGUCGGUCCUUCUACACUUACCUCUGCACAGAUGCAGCAAUGUCCCAUCCUGACAGAACCUACAGACGGUACCAUGAGCGGCGAAAACGUCCUCACCUUCACGUGUAACACAGGGUACAACCUGGUCGGUUCUUCUACACUCACAUGCCAGUUGGAUGGGACUUGGGAUGGAAGUCCACCAACAUGUGAAGCUGUACAGCUGCAGUGCCCUACUCUGACACCUCCUUUAAACGGUUACUUGGACUUAUACGGCACAAGCUUCAGGUGCCACGCAGGAUACAACCUGGUCGGUCCUUCUACACUCACCUGCCUGGAGAAUGGGACUUGGGAUGGAAAUCCUCCAACAUGUGAAGUUGUGCAGUGUCCAGUACUAACAGCUCCUGAGAACGGAGGAAAGACUGGCGGCAAUUCCUACCAGGACAGGGUCACCUUCACGUGUGAUCCUGGAUACGUGCUUGAUGGAAGCUCCAGCUUGACUUGUGGAGCUGACGCCACGUGGAGUGGGGUCGUCCCAGACUGCAUAUUUUAUGCUGGACAGUGCCCAUUACCGACAGACCCUGUAAACGGUGCGAUAAGCGGCUUCUAUUAUGGAGAAAUGGUCACCUUCACGUGCAACACAGGAUACAGCCUGGUCGGUCCUUCUACACUUACCUGCCAGAUAGAUGGGACUUGGGAUGGAAGUCCUCCAACAUGUGAAGCUGCACAGAUGCAUCAGUGUCCCAUCCUGACAGCACCUACAGACGGUACCAUGAGCGGCGAAAACGUCCUCACCUUCACGUGUAACACAGGGUACAACCUGGUCGGUCCUUCUACACUCACAUGCCAGUUGGAUGGGACUUGGGAUGGAAGUCCACCAACUUGUGAAGCUGCACAGAUGCAUCAGUGUCCCAUCCUGACAGCACCUACAGACGGUACCAUGAGCGGCGAAAACGUCCUCACCUUCACGUGUAACACAGGGUACAACCUGGUCGGUUCUUCUACACUCACGUGCCAGUUGGAUGGGACUUGGGAUGGAAGUCCACCAACAUGUGAAGUUGGACAGUGUCCCAUACUGACAGCCCCUGCAAACGGUGCGGUGAGCGGAUCUAAUAGUUAUGGAGAUGAGAUCACCUUCACGUGUAACACAGGAUACAACCUGGUCGGUUCUUCUACACUUACCUGCCAGUUAGACCUGACCUGGAGUAGAAGUGCACCGAAAUGCUUAAUUGUGCAGUGUCCAGUACUAACAGCUCCUGAGAACGGAGGAAAGACUGGCGGCAAUUCCUACCAGGACAGGGUGACCUUCACGUGUGAUCCUGGAUACGUGCUUGAUGGAAGCUCCAGCUUGACUUGUGGAGCUGACGCCACGUGGACUGCACAACAGUGUCCCAUCCUGACAGCACCUACAAACGGUACCAUGACUGGCGAAAACGUCCUCACCUUCACGUGUAACACAGGGUACAACCUGGUCGGUCCUUCUACACUCACAUGCCAGUUGGAUGGGACUUGGGAUGGAAGUCCACCAACAUGUGAAGUUGGACAGUGUCCCAUACUGACAGCCCCUGCAAACGGUGCGGUGAGCGGAUCCAAUAAUUAUGGAGAUGAGAUCACCUUUACGUGCUACACAGGAUACAACCUGGUCGGUUCUUCUACACUUACCUGCCAGUUAGACCUGACCUGGAGUAGAAGUGCACCGACAUGCUCAAUUGUGCAGUGUCCAGUACUGGCAGCUCCUGAGAACGGAGGAAAGACUGGCGGCAAUUCCUACCAGGACAGGGUGACCUUCACGUGUGAUCCUGGAUACGUGCUUGAUGGAAGCUCCAGCUUGACUUGUGGAGCUGACGCCACGUGGAUCGAGCUGGAUUGCCCCUACCCGCUAUCUAGCCCUUCAAACGGCAGUAUAAUGUAUGUCUACACAAGCUUGGACUACCCCGCGUACUUUGGAUUGGUGGCCUUCUACUCAUGUGACCCAGGAUACACGCUGAAUGGCAACUUCUCACGGUUUUCUGUACAACAGUGUCCCAUCCUGACAGCACCUACAAACGGUACCAUGAGCGGCGAAAACGUCCUCACCUUCACGUGUAACACAGGGUACAACUUAGUUAGAUAUAUCUUUGCCUUCUCAUGUACAGCCGUACCGUGCCCGGCCUUGACAGCACCUACAAACGGUGAUGUGAGCGGUGACAUGGUCCUCACCUUCACGUGUAACACAGGGUACAACCUGGUCGGUUCUUCUACACUUACCUGUCAGGAAGAUCUGACUUGGGAUGGAAGUCCUCCAACAUGUGAAGUUGUGCAGUGUCCAGUACUGGCAGCUCCUGAGAACGGAGGAAAGACUGGCGACAAUUCCUACCAAGACGUGGUGACCUUCACGUGUGAUCCUGGAUACGUGCUUGAUGGAAGCUCCAGCGUGACUUGUGGAGCUGACACCACGUGGAGUGGGAUCGUCCCAACCUGCACACUUGGACAGUGUCCCACAAUGACCCCCCCUGCAAACGGUGCGGUGAUCGGAUCCAAUAAUUAUGGAGAUGAGAUCACCUUCACGUGUAACACAGGAUACAACCUGGUCGGUUCUUCUACACUUACCUGCCAGUCAGACUUGACCUGGAGUAGAAAUCCUCCGACAUGCUCAAUUGUGCAGUGUCCAGUACUGGCAGCUCCUGAGAACGGAGGGAAGACUGGCGGCAAUUCCUACCAAGACGUGGUGACCUUCACGUGUGACCCUGGAUACGUGCUUGAUGGAAGCUCCAGCGUGACUUGUGGAGCUGACGCCACGUGGAGUGGGAUCGUCCCAACCUGCACACGUGUGCAAUGCCCAGCGCUGCAAUCUCCAACGAAUGGUGAUUCGAGUGGCGACAACUACUACCAGGACGUGAUGAGCUUCACCUGUGAGUCUGGUUACGAACUGGAAGGUUCGGCAUCCAUAACGUGUCAGGCAGACGGCACCUGGAGUGGUAGUGCUCCCAGCUGUACACGCGCACAGUGCCCGCCGCUCACAGCACCUGACAACGGUAGAAAGACUGGUGACAAUUUCUACCAAGACGUGGUGACGUUCUUGUGCGAUCCUGGAUACGAGCUUGUUGGACUUUCCAGCUUGACCUGCCAAGCUGACAGAACAUGGAGUGGGAAUGUCCCAACCUGUACACGUGUCCAGUGCCCAGUGUCGUCGUCUCCUAUUAAUGGUAUUUCGAGCGGCUCCAACUUUUACCAGGACGUGGUACAGUUCACGUGUGACCAGGGAUAUGAUCUGGUGGGAGAGUCCAUUUCUACCUGCCAGGCAGACCGGACAUGGAGCAGUAACAUCCCGUCAUGCAACGACAUUGAUGAAUGUUCAGCUGUAAAUGGCGGCUGUGACCAUGUAUGUACCAACACCAUUGGCAGCUUCCAGUGUUCCUGUGUAGAUGGAUUCGAAUUAAGCGUAGACAGCCGCACAUGUAAUGAUGUCGAUGAAUGUACCAGUGGAAAUGCCGGCUGUCAUCAGAACUGUAACAACAUCUUCGGGAGCUACGGGUGUUCUUGUGGAGCUGGCUACAGAUUAAACGACGAUGGUCACACUUGUAGUGACGUUGAAGAAUGCUACAUUGGAAAUGGUGGAUGUGAACAAACCUGCACCAAUUUUAUCGGGAGUUUCCAGUGCUCCUGUCAAAAUGGGUACCGUCUGAAUAACGAUGGCUUUACUUGCGAUGACAUCGACGAAUGUGCCUCUGGGAAAGGUGGCUGUGCGCAGACUUGUACGAACGGCAUCGGGAGUUUUCAGUGCUCUUGUGGAACUGGCUACGGUCUGAACGCCGAUAGCGUUACGUGUGACGACUUGAAUGAGUGUGCCACUGCAAACGGUGGAUGUGACCAAAACUGCAUCAACUCCAUAGGAAGCUUUGAGUGUUCCUGUGAAAUGGGCUAUAACUUACAUGGCGAUGGAUUUUCCUGUGAUGACAUAGAUGAAUGUGAUACAGAAAAUGGCGGCUGUGCCCAGAUUUGCAACAACACCGUCGGUAGUUUUGAAUGCUUUUGUCGUACCGGCUACAUCCUGAAUGUCAAUGGGUUAGUCUGUGAUGACGUUGAUGAAUGUGAAACAGCAAAUGGAGGCUGUGGGCAGUUCUGUAAUAACACCAUCGGUAGCUUCAACUGCUUCUGUGCGACUGGUUACAACCUAAGCAUGGAUGGGAUCGCCUGUGAUGGACUGCCACCUCCUACAAACGUCACCAUUAGCCGUAUCACCGAGAGUUCGGCCUCUGUCCAAUGGUCAAAGACUGCAGGAGCCCUGGUGGUUGCCUACCGAGUGUGGGUAACAGACAAGGAAACAACACUCACAGUUUUCAAACAGUAUUUGACAGACUCAGCGACUUCUGCAGCGUUCAUGUCUUUAACCCCUGCUACAGAGUACGUGGUGACUGUAGCCUGUAUCAGUCUAUCCAUCGAGGGACCCCAAGCAAGCCUAACCAUCGUAACAGAUACCGAUCUUCCUCGGCAGCUGUUACUGAGCGACAUCAGGUACAGCAGCCUGACUCUAUCCUGGAUCCCACCAGUCGCUGAACUGUUAGAAUACGAACUCAUGUACAGGAGCACGGAGCGUCACAGACUGCGGCGGUCACUCAGCUCCAUCGCCCUUCCUGGUGACGCCGGUAACUAUCGGAUACAAGGACUUGUCCCUGCUACUCAAUACGUCAUCAGCUUGACGGCUGUCAGUCGGUUUGGGCAGAGCAGCACGGUUAAUUCAACGGCUGUCACAGCUACGGACCCGCCCUCCGAGUUGGAAGUUAAAGAUGUUUCCUCCACCUGGCUGAACAUGGCAUGGACACCACCUGUAGCAGCUGUUGUCUCCUAUGCUCUUACGGUGACGGACGUUACGACCCAGGAAAAGAAACAUUUCAGCAUACCCCCUGCUGCCACAGACUUCAACAUAACGGGGCUCUUCCCAUCGACGGAGUACAUCCUCCGGAUAGCCGCCGUCAGCAUGUACGGACGUAGUGUGGAGGCUGUGAGCUUUGGAACCACCGGUCAUAGGCCAACAACUGACGCAACGACAGUGCUGACAACAUUAAUCGGUAUGCGCAAAGAGGAGGGCAUCUAUCUGCUGAGCAAGUCUUCCGAACUCAUCAGAUCGACCCAAGGUGUCACAGUGUCAGCGAUGGAGACACUAACUAAAGUCGUAACGCACACCUUGUCCAGUCUAGUUCGACUGCUGCCGGCAAGAAACUCCACUGUCCUUGAUACCACACGGCCGCUCUUUGAAAUGGAUUUCAUAGAUGUCAACUCCGUGGACGUGUCUCCUAAACAACAGCUGAAGAACAUAAAAGACAAGCAACGGCAAUCUGACCAUCAGCUUCGUAACGCUGGGUUAUCCUUACUAAACAACAUGGAACGAACAGCAGACAGCCUUCUGAGCAUAUUGCCAGACACCGAAGACUACGUGAAGGCGUUUGAAAACGACGAUGUCGAUGUCAACAUGACGGUUGCAAGGUCUACCAAAAAUGAUACAGUAGCACUUCAGUGUGGUCAAGUUUUUGUGUCAGCAACUAUCACACAUUGUGCUUUAGAUGGGGUUACAGAUUCUAAGAUGAUUGUGAUGAAGAGCAAUCUAUUUUCCUGGAACGUAUCUACCUUUGGGCAAAACGUCAGCACACCCUUGACUAUGUUUUCUUGGGGACCUCGACACUUUGACAACUGCUCUACGAAGCUGAACCUUUCGAAGCCCAUCUCAUUUGCAUCUAUUGAACGACCCAGACGUCACAAACGUGAUAUUCAGGAACGUGGUUCUGUUGGGACACAGUCUGCGAUGGGAGACGUCGCCGGCGGACAGAACAGCAGCGUGACGAUGGCUCUUCACGCGUUUGACGUACCAGCUGAUUCCGUUGUCGUUGUGAUGCAGUUGUCGUGGUGGGAUCACGCCGCUGCCUUCUGUGUGUUCUUCCGGUACGACACGCCUCCAACAGAGGAGCUGUAUGACGACAUGGUGAUAGUUCAGGAAGAAGACGUUUUUCUGGCUUGGCAUCGAGGCACAAACAGCUUGCAGACAUUCACUCCAAAUAUCCAGAGACGGCGGGGGAGACUCUAUGUUUGGAUACAGAAAUUAGAAUCUGGCAUUCUUCUGCAAACGACACCUUCGCCCGAAGAUUACGUACUUCAGGCAACUACAGUCAGCUUGGAUCUAUUUGAUAGUACCAUCAGAUGUACCUGCAGCUUUCCCAAGCCUAAGCCAGUCGUUGGUGGAUCCCUGCACGUUCUUCCAAAUUCUAUUGAUUUCGACGACAUCUUCAAAGAUCCCAACAUCCUCAAUAACAACGACAUUGUUUUCUGUAUGGUUAUCGGCUCGUGGGCUCUGUACAUUGUAAUAUUGGUUAUACUCCACGUAGACUUUCAGCGACUCCGAGUAAGUAUAUUUACGACUCCCGGCAAUAAGAAGCCAUUGCCCCUGCUGUCCGUCCUCCCUCCGGACAGGAUGCCAGCCCCAUAUCUGUACCAGAUCACCGUGAACACCGGCUCCAUGUUUGGUGCUGGAACAUCGGCACGAAUCGGGUUCAGAUUAUUCGGAUCAAACAGCAAAACAACAGUCAAAGUUAUCAACCCGUGUGGAGAAUCCAUGCUAAGAGGUGGUACUCAUGACCUCAUCAUGCCCCAGAAGACGUCACUGGGACAUCUGGAGCUGCUGCAUAUCUGGCACGACAACACCGGUGUGGAUGAAACCUCGUGGUUUCUGAAGGAAGUCAUUGUGAAGGACUUGCAAACAGAGGAAGUUUUCACCAAGGCAGAACGCCUGUCCUGUUGCUGUGCUGUCUUCAGCAGCAUGAUGCUGUCUAGUGCCAUGUGGUACAAGAAUGACGAAGGUUUUCAGACCAAGAACACCGUGUAUGAUCUGGGUUUUGUACAGUUCACCCUACAAAUAUUGGUCCUGGCAGUCCUUUUUGCCUUGGUUUGUAACCAUAGGCUGUCUGACAAGCAAACGACAUACAAUAUCAAGAAAGAAGAACUCCACAUGCAUCUUUAUGAUCAGAAAGCUCCUAAGAAGGUGUAUCCUCCCGGGGCUGCAUCUUCAAAAAGGAUGAAAGUAAAAAAUGAACAGCGGCGGAAGUCUGUCUUGGUCGUAGUGGAGUACGUUCUCCUGUUCCUGUUUGUUGUGAUUCUGUUCUACAUCAGCCAUCACGAUAAAGACCCGUUUGCUUUCCACGCAUCGCAGACGUUGUCCGACAAGCUUCUAGAACAACACGACUCGAUCACCACUGCUGACGAGUUUUGGACAUGGAGUGAGGAGAUCCUCCUGCCUGUUUUGUACCCGUCGUUCUGGUACAAUGGGUGGAAGAUGAAGUACCUGGACCGACAGUUUCCACUUUAUACUGAAGCAUUCAGAAUCGGUCCGCCACUCCUAAACUCAAGUCCGGCAACAACACUAUUCUCCGACCUUCGAGAUAGCGAGUGGAUCGACAAAUACACAGACUAUCUGGUUCUGGACCUGUCUCUAUACUUCCCGGCCCAAAAACUGUUCAGUGUCCUGAGACUGACCGUACAACAGGAAGAUAUCGGCCAUCUGUCUACAUCUGCAACUGUGGAAACACACAGGCUGUUCCAGUAUGAAAAUGGCUCGGAUGACGUCAAGUUGUUUUCCUAUAUCAUCUUUUUGUCAUUAUUUGUGAUUCAUCUCGUCAAAGAAAUGAUCACCAUGAAGAAGGAGGGAAGGAUGUUCUUCAGGUCCAUGUGGAACUUCUUAACCCUGGCGAGUAUGAUUGGAUCUGCAGCUGCCAUAUGUGUCUUUGGGAUAAGGUACCACUUAGCAUCUGCAGCACUUUCAGAAUUGGCCAAUGCAACAGGCGAACUUGGAAUAGACCAUCUUGUUGACUUAAGCACUACGUUCUGGUGGGAUAAUGUUUUCAAGCACGUACUGGCCAUGGUUGUCUUCAUCAACACACUCACGUUACUCCGAGUCGUCCGCUUCAGCAAGACCAUCGCCAGGUUCAUCGCCCUGCCGGGGGCCAUGAAAAACGAGUUGAUCGGCUUCUCAAUUAUCGGCACUAUAGCCCUUAUGGCUUUCAGCUGCUCAGGGACACUGCUGUUUGGGACUCACAUGAAGGCCUACACCAACGUGUUGCACACCAACUUCGCCUUAUUUGAGAUGGUGCUGGGCAGAUUUAUUGCUCAGGAAAUCUUGGAAUCAAACGAAUACUUGGGUCCGGUGUACUUCACCGUUUUCAUGAUACUCAUCUUUAUACUACUCAUCCACUUCCUGGUAACCAUCAUCUGUGAUGCCAUUGCUACCGGUGCCUACAUUUCCGAUGAUUUUAACGAAGAGUUGGCUGACUAUAUUUGGAAAAGUUUCCAGGGAAUAUUCGGGGUUUAUGUUCCUCCACCGAAAGAUGUGACAACAGAUGAAGUGAAAGAAACCGAGCUAAAUAGAACCUUACAAAUGGUUGAAGAAUCUUUGAAUGAAACCCUGGACGUUACAAACUGUCUUUGGGGACACAAAACAACGGAUGAGUCCUCUUCAACCACACACGAUCAUGAAAUCGCCCAACAGCAGUUCUCUAUUGAGCCAUUCCAACGACAGUCCGCUACUGAGCCAUCCCAAGGUAAAUGUGUAUUAAAAGACUUGCCUUCAACUUCAUCUGGUGUCAAGGAGCAAGUUGAGAAUCUCCUGAAAGCUCACGAAAAAGACACGGCUAAGUAUGAAGAAGCACAGAACGAAAACAAACGGCGUGCUGAGGCCAUGCUGAGGGGAAAACUGUCCGAAAGACGGAUGAAAACACAGAAGAAACCAGACAAUGAGAGGCAGGCCAUGGCCCAGUGUGCACAAGAGCUGAUGGAACAACAUGCUGCGGACGAGGACCGGUUGGAACAGCAACAAAGGAGGAACAGACGCCUGUCCCAGAGCAAACUUCGAAAGAAGAUGGCACUUCGUGGCAUGCAAAAAACAGAUAAUCUAAAAUAG